This is a messenger RNA of Oppiella nova, 750 nucleotides long. The record is from the annotation of a GenBank genome assembly. Lineage: Eukaryota; Metazoa; Arthropoda; Arachnida; Sarcoptiformes; Oppiidae.
GGAUCCAUUGCCGGCGAGACUCAGUUUAAUUGGUUAGGAAUUAAGACGAAGACACCAGUGAUGGUGGCUUUGGGUGAUAUGCAAUGCGCUACUUAUGCUAAUCUCCGGGAUAAUCCACAUACAGCCGUGCUAAGUAUAGGCACAUCCAUGCAAUUGAGUAUUUUAAUGGAUAAGAGCUUUACGCCGGAAAAGAAAAGCGAAACGAUGUUUAAAUCGAUUGAUUACUUCCCAUAUUUCGAUGGCAGCUAUCUAUCAGUGGCCGCCAGUCUUAACGGCGGAAAUGUUUUGCAACAUUUGGUAGAAUUCGUGAGGAAUACCAUUAAAGACAUGACAGACAUUGAAAUAAGUGACGAACAGAUUUGGGAGAAAAUUCUGAAAUUACACGAAAGUCGAGCGAAAGAUAGUGUUAAUAUGAAUGAGAUUAUAGUAAAGCCCACACUCUUUGGUGAGAGACAUAAUACACGACUGAAAGGAUCGGUAGAAAACAUAAGUAAUUCAAUUAAAUUGAAUCACAUAUUCGAGGCCUUCUGUGGCGGUUUAAUCGACAAUAUAUUUUCGAUGAUGUCAAUCGAGUAUAUAAUGAGAGCGGGUGUCAGGCGAGUCAUUGGCACCGGGAGUGCGCUCUUCAAGAAUCCCAUAAUGACUGAGAUUUUAGAGAAGAAGCUAAACAUUCCUGUGAUUUAUAUUGACGGCAACGAUGCAGAUGUUGGCGCUGUUUGGGUUGCCUUUGAUCACUGCUUUCAACGAUAA